Aureobasidium melanogenum CBS 110374 is the source of this 1749-nucleotide messenger RNA. Its product is annotated as putative ferulic acid Esterase/Feruloyl esterase precursor. The coding region runs from base 1 to 1749 and encodes 582 amino acids. The transcript has a single exon. NCBI's taxonomy places the organism in Eukaryota, Fungi, Ascomycota, Dothideomycetes, Dothideales, Saccotheciaceae. The record is from RefSeq and is a predicted model, not a curated record.
AUGUUCCACUUCACAAACAAAAACACUGCUGGAAGUGCUGCAGCCGCUGCAUCUACCGUUCAGGCCGCGGCGACAUCCAGUGCUAUUGCAGCUGCCACAUCCACAGCCACGUCCACAUCAGCUACUGCAGCUGCCACCAACUCUUCUUCCGCUGGCCAAGCUGUUUCCGGUUGCCAGGCUUUAAUCCAAGCUUUAUCCUUCCCUGACCAACAGGUAUAUGUUGUUGAUUGCGAAGACAUCACUGCCGGAACCGCUCUCACUCUUCCCAAUGGACCUUCCAACUGCAAUGGCGGUUCAGUACAGAUCGAUCUCCGCAGAGUCACCCUAGAUGUGGUCACCUCUUACGCUUCUUCCAACUAUGUCGAGGUCUGGCUCCCUACUGGUCAAGAUGCCUGGAAUGGCAGGUUCAUGGCUACCGACAACAAGGGUCUCUCGGGUUGCCCUUCUUACGACGACAUGAUUUAUACCUCAAGCCUUGGAUUCAGUGUUGUAGGUGAUAACGGCGGCCACAACAACACUGAAUACCUCGGCAUGGAUGCUCAACAGUUCUUGAACAAUAACGAAUUGGUCAUCGAUUGGUCUUACAGAGCUCGUCACGCUGCUGUCGUGGCUGGAAAGCAGGUCAUCAAGACGAACUAUGGCAGAGCCGCGGACUACAACUACAUGAUCGGUUGCUCCAAUGGUGGUCGCCAAGCUCUUCAGUCUGCUCAAAUGUUCCCUGAAGACUUUGACGGUAUCAUCGCAGGAUCUGCUGCUAGUGAUUUCAACCACCACAUCGAUUGGUCUGGCAGAAUGUAUGUCCUCACUGGUGCAGACGCGAGCGACCCGAAGUAUCUCACCUAUGACGACUGGGUCAUUGUCCACAAUGAAGUUUUGAAGCAGUGCGACGAGCCUCUUGAUGGUGUCGCUGAUGGCAUAAUCGAGGACUCAACUAUUUGCGACUUCAAUGCCACCAAGUUGACCUGCGUUGGUAACCAGACCGACAACUGCCUCACCUUCCAACAAACAUCGACCGUUUGGAAUGUCUUUUCUCAGCUGUACGACCCAGAUGGUAACCUUUACUAUCCUCGCCUUUCUCCCGGAGCUGAAUUGUACUCAUCUACCAAUGGCGUCUUGCACGGCGUCCAAGGCCAUGUCAAGGACUGGUUCGGUGCAGGUGUUUGGAAUGAUUCCUCGUGGGAUCCUUUAACUCUUUCUCAAACGGACUAUACAAAGGCCGAUGAGACAAAUGUGCUUCAUGGUAAUGUUUCUUCUUUCAACAGCGAUCUCAGCGCUUUCCACGCUGCUGGAAAGAAGCUGAUCAUGUAUCAUGGCCUUAUGGAUCCUGCCAUCACUCCAGAGAACUCCCAACGUUAUUACUUAGAUGUCGCUCGCGACAUGGGUCUUGACCACACUGGUCUUGAUGAGUUUUUGCGCUUCUUCCGCAUCAGCGGCAUGUACCACUGCACCGGCGGGAUCGGUGCCUGGGCCUUUGGUCAAAAUGGCAACGCACAGAAUGGUACCUCAAAUGUGGUUUGGGAUAUCGUCAAUUGGGUUGAGAAGGGCGAGGCACCAGAUACCAUGACUGGUACCAAAUUUGUCAACGAUGAUCCCACUCAGGGUGUGCAGAUGGAGAGACAUCAUUGCAGAUUCCCUUACCGCACUACUUACAAAGGAUCUGGAGACAGCAACGAUGCGGACAACUGGAGCUGUGAGAUGAUCGACGACUGGCAAAAAUGUGGCGUAUACAAUGUGCCCAGACUGUGCUAG